Molecule: messenger RNA, 6714 nt
Organism: Vicugna pacos (alpaca)
Lineage: Eukaryota; Metazoa; Chordata; Mammalia; Artiodactyla; Camelidae
Gene: TANC1
Product: tetratricopeptide repeat, ankyrin repeat and coiled-coil containing 1
Biological process (GO): regulation of postsynapse organization
Cellular component (GO): glutamatergic synapse
Molecular function (GO): protein binding
Source: RefSeq, a predicted model, not a curated record
AAUUAUAUCAAGAUUACAUUUCCCCCAAUUCUUGGAGAGUGAAGAGUGCUCACUUCUUCUGGGGGACUUAUGUCAGGGCGCACGUUCUUCCUGGGGGACUUUGGGGUGCGGGCGCGCAGCGCUGUGGGUGUGAAGGGCUCCCGGCUUUGGCGCGGCAGCUUUCCGGAACGGCUGGUGAGGAAGGAAGCCCUAAGGCAUUGUGUGCGGUGUUUGCAGACAGAAAUGUCUUUGGACCAGCGUUCCCAAAACUUACUUCACUUACUGUGUAAGGCUCAUAGAGGAAAUGCGGCGGUGGCCAGGUAGAAAUACGGCGCUGCGGCCAGGGGUUCGGAGGACGACGGGCUCGGCGACAGUCUUCACCUCCCAACUCCCCCCAGCCCGCUGUUGGCAGACCCAGAUCCCCGUGCCAUGGGUGCUGGGGCUCGUAUCGGUAGCGCUGUUCCCCGCUGGAGUCAUCUCUGGAAGGUUAGGAGGACACCUUCAUCUUGAACUUGACCCUGGGAGCAUCGUCGCCUGGGCAUUACUAGCUCCCUUCCCAGCUUUCUGUGGCUGACUUGUCUAAAGGAACAUUCUGGGUGCUCCCUGAGUGAAGCAGCUUCUCUUUGUGGCCGGCGGCAAGUGGCGUCUGGAGUGAGGCGAGAAGUAAGAGUGUUGAAAAUGUUGAAGGCCGUGCUGAAGAAGAGCCGAGAGGGAGGAAAGGGAAGCAAGAAGGAAACAGGAGGUGACUUUGGUCCAGAGACUUCCCCUCCUGUCCUGCCCCCUGGCCAUGGCGGCGACUUUUCAGUGAGCAGCCUUCCGGUGGCCGAGGACGCCUACAGGAUGAGCUUGGCCAAAGGUGUCUCCAUGUCUCUGCCUUCAUCACCCCUGCUGCCUCGACAGUCUCACUCCGUGCAGUCAAGAUCAACCAAAAAAUCCCCAGGUCCUGUCAGGAAGCCCAAGUAUGUGGAAAGCCCCAGAGUGCCUGGAGACGCAGUCAUAAUCCCGUUCCGAGACGUGCCCAAGCCAGCAGAGCCCAGUGAGAAUGAAGCAAAGGCUGAUAAUGAACCGAGCUGUUCGCCAGCCGCUCAAGAACUGUUGACAAGGCUGGGAUUUUUACUGGGCGAAGGGAUCCCAAGUGCCACACACAUAACCAUUGAAGAAAAAAAUGAGACCAUGUGCACAGCUCUGAGCCAAGGCAUCAGCCCUUGCUCCACACUAACAAGCAGCACCGCGUCUCCCAGCACCGAUAGCCCCUGCUCCACCUUGAAUAGCUGUGUCAGCAAGACGGCAGCCAACAAAAGUCCCUGUGAGACCAUUAGCAGCCCUGGUUCCACCCUGGAGAGCAAGGACAGUGGAAUUAUAGCCACAAUUACAAGUUCAUCCGAAAAUGAUGACCGGAGUGGCUCCAGUUUGGAAUGGAAUAAGGACGGAAGCCUAAGGUUAGGGGUACAGAAGGGAGUUCUUCAUGAUCGCAGGGCAGAUAAUUGCUCCCCAGUGGCAGAAGAGGAGCCCCCCGGGCCAGCGGAGAGCGUGCUGCCCAAAGCCGAAGCCUCAGUUGGAGAUGGUCCGGUCCCUUAUUCUCAGAGCUCCAGCUCGCUAAUAAUGCCACGGCCCAACUCCGUUGCAGCGACCAGCUCCACCAAAUUGGAAGACCUGAGUUACUUAGAUGGACAGAGAAAUGCUCCUCUCCGAACGUCAAUUAGGUUACCAUGGCACAACACGGCCGGAGGUAGGGCACAGGAAGUUAAAGCACGAUUUGCUCCCUACAAGCCACAGGACAUUUUGUUGAAGCCCCUGUUGUUUGAAGUACCGAGCAUAACCACAGACUCUGUGUUUGUGGGAAGGGAUUGGCUCUUUCACCAGAUAGAAGAAAACUUGAGGAACACAGAACUGACGGAAAACAGAGGAGCGGUGGUUGUAGGAAAUGUGGGCUUUGGGAAGACGGCCAUCAUCUCUAAGUUGGUGGCGCUCAGCUGCCAUGGAAGCCGCAUGAGGCAGAUCGCUUCCAACAGCCCCAGUUCAUCACCUAAAACUUCAGAUUCCUCCCAGGAUCCUCCUUUCACGCCGUUGCUUUCACCAAGUUCUUCUACAAGUGGUACCAGCACAGCUAAACUACCCCCUGGGCCUGGGUCGGAUACUCCGGAGAACCAGAGGCCAAGAGAGGAAGCAGUGAAGUACCUCGCGUCUAAGGUGGUGGCCUACCACUACUGCCAGGCCGACAACACCUACACGUGCCUGGUGCCCGAGUUUGUGCACAGCAUCGCAGCUCUGCUCUGCCGGUCCCAUCAGCUGGCCGCCUACCGGGAGCUGCUGAUAAAGGAGCCGCAGCUCCAGAGCAUGCUGAGCCUGAGGUCCUGCGUGCAGGACCCGGUGGCUGCCUUCAAGAGGGGAGUGCUGGAACCGCUCACCAGCCUGAGAAAUGAGCAGAAAAUUCCUGAAGAAGAAUACAUUAUUUUGAUAGACGGCUUAAAUGAAGCUGAGUUUCAUAAACCUGAUUAUGGAGAUACACUUUCUUCAUUUAUUACCAAAAUUAUUUCUAAAUUCCCUGCCUGGUUGAAGUUGAUUGUGACUGUAAGAGCAAAUUUUCAGGAAAUCAUCAGUGCGCUGCCAUUCGUCAAGCUGUCCUUAGAUGACUUUCCUGACAACAAAGACAUCCACAGCGACCUGCAUGCCUACGUCCAGCACAGGGUCCACAGCAGCCAGGACAUCCUCAGCAACAUCUCCCUGAACGGCAAGGCCGACGCCGCCCUCAUCGGGAAAGUCAGCAGCCACCUGGUGCUGCGGAGCCUCGGCUCCUACCUGUACCUCAAACUCACCUUGGACCUCUUCCAGAGGGGACACUUGGUGAUCAAGAGCGCCAGCUACAAGGUGGUGCCCGUGUCGCUGUCCGAGCUCUAUCUGCUGCAGUGCAACAUGAAGUUCAUGACCCAGGCCGCCUUUGAGAGGGCGCUGCCGAUUCUAAAUGUGGCCCUGGCGUCCCUGCACCCCAUGACGGACGAGCAGAUCUUCCAGGCGAUUAAUGCCGGCCACAUACAAGGGGAGCAGGGGUGGGAGGACUUUCAGCAGAGGAUGGAGGCCCUCUCCUGCUUCCUCAUUAAGAGGCGAGACAAAACCCGCAUGUUCUGCCACCCGUCCUUCAGGGAGUGGCUUGUUUGGAGAGCGGAUGGCGAAAACACGGCCUUCCUGUGUGAGCCCAGGAAUGGGCACGCUCUCCUGGCGUUCAUGUUCUCGCGACAGGAGGGCAAGCUGAACCGCCAGCAGACCAUGGAGCUCGGCCACCACAUCCUGAAGGCGCACAUCUUCAAGGGCCUCAGCAAGAAGACGGGCAUCUCUUCAAGCCACCUCCAAGCCCUGUGGAUCGGGUACAGCACCGAGGGGCUGUCCGCCGCCCUGGCCUCUCUCAGGAAUCUCUACACUCCCAACGUGAAGGUGAGCCGUCUCUUGAUCUUGGGAGGGGCCAACGUGAACUACAGGACUGAAGUGUUAAAUAAUGCCCCGAUCCUGUGUGUCCAGUCUCACCUCGGCCACGAGGAGGUGGUCACUCUGCUCCUGGAGUUCGGCGCCUGCCUGGAUGGAGUGUCGGAGAACGGCAUGACGGCCCUCUGCUACGCGGCGGCUGCCGGCCACAUGAGGCUGGUGUGUCUGCUGGCCAAGAAGGGGGCCAAGGUGGACCACUUGGAUAAGAAGGGCCAGUGCGCACUGGUCCACAGUGCGCUGCGGGGCCACGGCGACAUUCUCCGGUACCUGCUGACCUGCGAGUGGUCGGCUGGCCCACCCCAGCCCGGUGCGGUGAGGAAGAGCCAGGCCCUGCAGCAGGCGCUGACGGCGGCCGCCAGCAUGGGCCACAGCGCGGUGGUCCAGUGCUUGCUGGGGCUCGAAAAGGAACAUGACAUAGACGUCAGUGGCACCGACACGCUGUGGGGAGAAACAGCCCUGACGGCCGCUGCAGGACGAGGGAAGCUGGAGGUCUGCGAGCUGCUGCUGGAGCGUGGGGCUGCUGUGUCUCGCACGAACAGGAGAGGGGUCCCCCCACUGUUCUGUGCGGCACGCCAGGGGCAUUGGCAGAUCGUCAGGUUGCUGUUGGACCGCGGCUGUGACGUGAACCUCAGUGACAAGCAGGGCCGGACACCCCUCAUGGUGGCUGCCUGUGAAGGGCACUUGAGCACCGUGGAGUUUCUCCUCUCAAAAGGUGCUGCCCUUUCUUCUCUGGACAAAGAGGGUCUGUCGGCACUAAGCUGGGCUUGUCUGAAAGGUCACAGGGCCGUGGUCCAGUUCCUGGCUGAGGAAGGAGCCGAGAUCGACCAGACAGACAAGAACGGCCGCAGCCCCCUGGACCUGGCCGCCUUCUACGGCGACGCAGAGACCGUGCUGUAUCUGGUUGAGAAGGGGGCUGUGAUCGAGCACGUGGACCACAGCGGCAUGCGGCCCUUGGACAGAGCCAUCGGUUGUCGAAACACAUCGGUAGUGGUCACUCUGCUGAGAAAAGGAGCCAAAUUGGGAAAUGCUGCCUGGGCGAUGGCUACCUCCAAGCCUGACAUUUUGAUUAUACUUUUACAGAAAUUGAUGGAGGAGGGAAACGUGAUGUACAAAAAGGGGAAGAUGAAGGAGGCAGCCCAGAGGUACCAGUACGCCUUAAGGAAGUUUCCUCGGGAAGGAUUCGGAGAGGACAUGAAACCAUUCAGUGAGCUGAGAGUUUCCCUCUAUCUCAAUCUGUCUCGCUGCCGAAGGAAAACAAAUGACUUCGGCAUGGCAGAAGAAUUUGCUUCCAAGGCUCUCGAAUUGAAACCAAAGUCCUAUGAAGCCUUUUACGCCAGGGCGAGAGCGAAGAGGAGUAGCAGGCAGUUUGUGGCCGCUCUGGCCGACUUGCGGGAAGCCGUGAAACUCUGUCCCGCCAACCAGGAGAUCAGGAGGCUCCUGGCCCGCGUGGAGGAGGAGUGCAGGCAGCUCCAGAAGACCCAGCAGCAGAAGCAGCAGGGCCCCCCGCCAGCCCCACCUGCCGACUCAGACAACGAAGAGGACGCGCCCACCCCUGGUCUGAAUGACCUCAUUCACCUGGAGGAGGCAGAAGAGGAAGACUCUUCUCCACAAGAAGAAUCCGUUUCCCUCGCUCCCAGGCCCCAGCCAUCCUCAUCUGCCCCCUCCCCAUACAUCCGAAACCUUCAAGAAGGGCUGCAGUCCAAAAUCAGGCCAGUGUCCCCACAGCAUCGGCUGGGAGGCAGCAAGCCCCUGCGGGAGCCUGUGGCACAGCCGGGGCUGGUGGUGCAGCCCACCAAGCAGGCGCAGAUCGUGAAAACCAGCCAGCACCUGGGUUCUGGACAGCAGGGCGUGAGACACAGUAGCUCCAAAGUUCAGGUCUCGCCUCAGCAUCCCCCUCCGAGUCCCAUGCCAGGCAGACUCCCGGCCGCCCCCGCUGCUGGAAGCAGAAGCCAGCAUCUGGAGGGAGCAGGAGCUGCUGCUGGCCACUUUGCAGAUCGGCUGGGCCCCAGCCACAGUGCCCAGCUGCAGCACAGUGAGAGCGAUGCCGCGCAUCCCUUACCAGGCAAGGUCAAGACGGCAGAGAGGCUUCUACCUCAUGCCGCUGUGGCUGUGGAUGUAGGCCCUCUAAACCCAGCGGGGCUGGUGAGCUGCAGCGACAUGCGCCACCCAGCUUCCCUCACUGGCUCGGGCUCUUCCACUUCUCCAUCGAGCAGCAUCAAGAUGUCAAGUUCCACCAGUAGUCUGGCUUCAAGCAGCAGUUUUUCAGAUGGCUUCAAGGUCCAAGGACCAGAUGCUCGAAUUAAAGACAAGGUUGGCAGCCAGAUUCAGAGUGGCACAGCUGAGCACAGACCGCGCAAUACCCCAUUCAUGGGCAUCAUGGAUAAGACGGCCAGGUUCCAGCAGCAGGGCCAUCCUCCCAGCCGCCCCUGGCACUGCCAGGUGCCUGAGGGGCUACUGACCAACACGUCUUCUGCAGCUGGCCUGCAGUCCUCCAGCUCUGAGAAGCCCUCUCUCAAACAAGCAGGAGGAUAUAGUAGCCAGGCCAAGACCUGUUCUGGUUCUACCCUGGGUGGAGGGGUCCACAAUGGGGCACAGGUAAAGGAGCUAGACGAAAAGAAGUGCCAACUUCCAGUCCACUGUCAAGAUGGCAGGAUCACUAAGACAGUUUCUCAUCUGUAUCAGGAAAGUAUCUCUAAACAGCAGCCUCAUAUCAGCAGUGAAGCCCACCGGAGUCACCUCCCUUCAGCAAAACCAAAGCGAUCAUUCAUAGAAUCAAAUGUGUGAGCCUUAAGAGAGACCCAUUUGUAGUAUUUGGAAAACAGUGUGUUGACUCCUGGUAGUAAUUAAGUGGUUUUUCAUGACAAAUUACAUUUUAGCCAUAUAUAUUUUUCCCCCUCAGGAGUGGAUCAGAUGCUAUUGGUAAGUUAAAAAUGUGGGGUUAGAUGUCUCUGAUAGACAUAAGUCACCAGAAAUAAGAAUGCUAACCAGAAUUGAAAACUACAAUUACUUAUGCCUAUUAAGCUAAAAAUUUAAGACAACCAAGCAGACAUUAACUCAUGCUUUUCUCUUACAAAAUUGUUUGGUUUUAUCACUUUUCUCCUACUGUUUGCUAUGUGGUCAGAUCAUAUUAUUUCUUAGAGAAUGUUAAUGCCUAGUGAUAGGUUUAACUCAUGACAUGAUAGCCAGGUGAUGUGUUCUGGAAAUGAUGGAGUUUUCAAGUUACAGUUCCAUUGAGUCAGAUCUCAAUUUAUUUAUUUA